Molecule: messenger RNA, 5641 nt
Organism: Tachysurus fulvidraco (yellow catfish)
Lineage: Eukaryota; Metazoa; Chordata; Actinopteri; Siluriformes; Bagridae
Product: NACHT, LRR and PYD domains-containing protein 3-like
Exons: 13
Coding region: 609-3791 (1060 amino acids)
Molecular function (GO): protein binding
Source: RefSeq, a predicted model, not a curated record
UUGCCAUCCGCCAAUAAAAAUCAGAAGAAGAAGAAGCGUUUGUACAAGUAAAAACAUGUUUAUCAGCAGCAGAAACGAAGAGCCUGUUGACUAAAGAGCGCCGCCAGUCGAAUCCAUUCUGCUUGAGGAAUGCCCUAGAUAUCUAUACCUAGAUGUUGCCUUGGGGUCCUAAAAAUGCGUCAAAACCGCCACCAUCUUUGCACGGGUGUCUUGUACUUUAAAUGCAUGGACGAUGCCGGACUUCUUUGCUGCGUUGGUUGUUCAAACGAAAUAAACCAGACAGCAAGGGAUUACAUUUCACAAGAAUGUGAUCCAUUCCAUCAGAAGAGAUCAGACUUGUAGUGGCUAUCUUACAUUGUUAAAAGCUGCCGAGAGGUUGAAGCAGGAACUCAAUGCAUUUGCGACACAUAUGAAGUGUCAGUGAGGCAAACAGCUGUUAAUAGUCCCUUUUAAUUGCACAGACAGAUAUUUCUUCAUGUUUGAAAGUUGUAUAUAUGUGUAUAUGGUCAACAAAGAAUACAUCGUCCUGACUCACCCCCUCGCUCUACCACACUAAGUGAACAGGAUUCAGCUGUGUGUUUGUGUGUACACUUUACUAAUAUUUAAAGAUGGAGACUCCUGAUCUGGACACAGAUAAUGUUUCUACACCAUCAAACAACUGUAAACUCCAGAGAAAGAGAUCAGAAUCACCAACACACAGCUGUAUCUCCAUGAAGAGUGAUCAGUCUAUGGAGGUUCCUCUGAAGUUCAAUGAUAGAGACUCAUCACUUCUACACAGUAAACACAAGAGUAAGAGAUCAGAAUCACCAACACACAGCUGUAUCUCCAUGAAGAGUGAUCAGUCUAAGGAUUCUCCUCCUGUGUUUAAAGCUGGAGACUCAUCACUUCUACACAGUAAACCCCAGAGAAAGAGAUCAGAAUCACCAACACACAGCUGUAUCUCCAUGAAGAGUGAUCAGUCUAUGGAUCCUCCUCUGAUGUUUAAAGAUGGAGACUCAUCACUUCUACACAGUAAACUCCAGGGAAAGAGAUCAGAAUCACCAACACACAGUUGUAGCUCCAUGAAGAAUCAUGAGCCUAUGGAUCAUCAUCUGGGGGUUAAAGCUGUAGACUCCUCACAUCUACACAGGUACGACCCAGAAUCUGCUGGUGGAAAUGAAUUCCAGAAAAAGUUCAAAUUAAAUCUGAUGAAGAAGUUUCAGUGUUUGAAUGGAGUGAUGAUAAACCUGGGAACCCAAACACUCCUGAAUGAGAUCUACACAGAGCUCUACAUCACAGAGGGAGACAGUGGACAAGUCAAUAAUGAACAUGAGGUGAGACAGAUGGAGGCAGCAUCCAGGAGAAGAACAACAGAGGAAACACCAAUCAAAUGCAAUGACAUCUUUAAGCCUUUAUCUGAACAAGACAAACCCAUCAGAACUGUGCUGACAAAUACAUCAUCUAAACAAGACAAACCCAUCAGAACUGUGCUGACAAAUACAUCAUCUAAACAAGACAAACCCAUCAGAACUGUACUGACAAAUACAUCAUCUGAACAAGACAAACCCAUCAGAACUGUGCUGACAAAGGGAGUCGCUGGCAUCGGAAAAACCGUCUCUGUGCAGAAGUUCAUUCUGGACUGGGCUGAAGGGAAAGUAAAUCAGGACGUCCACCUCAUAUUUCCACUUCCUUUCAGAGAGCUGAACUUGAUGAAGGACCAGAAACUGAGUCUGAUGGAGCUCCUUCAUGUGUUUUUUAAGGAAACAAAAGAAACAGAAAUGUCCAGUUUGGAAAAGGUUCUGUUCAUUUUUGACGGAUUGGACGAGUGUCGUUUUCCUCUAGAUUUCCAGAACACAGUGAGAGUGUGUGAUGUAACUGAAUCAGCAUCAGUGCCUGUGCUGCUGAUAAACCUGAUCAAAGGGAAUCUGCUUCCCUCUGCUCUCAUCUGGAUCACCUCCAGACCUGCAGCAGCUGAUCAAAUCCCCUCUGAGUUUGUGGAUCGAGUCACAGAGGUACGAGGGUUCAAUGACCCACAGAAGGAGGAGUAUUUCAGGAAGAGGAUCAGUGAUCAGAGCCUGGCCAAUAACAUCAUCACACACCUGAAGUCAUUAAGAAGCCUCUACAUCAUGUGUCACAUCCCAGUCUUCUGCUGGAUUACAGCCACUGUUCUAGAGAGAAUGUUGGGUGAAGCAGAGAGUGGAGAGAUCCCCAAGACUCUGACUCAAAUGUACACACACUUCCUCAUCAUUCACACAAACAUCAUAAGAGAAAAAUACUCAAAGAAGCAGGAGAGUGAUGAAGAAAUGCUUCUUAAACUGGGACAACUGGCUUUUCAGCAGCUGAAGAAAGGGAACCUGAUCUUCUAUGAUGGAGACCUGAGAGAGUGUGGUAUUGAUGUGACAGAAGCAGCAGUGUACUCAGGUGUGUGUACUCAGAUCUUCAGAGAGGAGUUUGGGCUUCACCACAGUAAAGUGUACUGCUUUGUUCAUCUGAGCAUUCAGGAGCAUCUCGCAGCUCUGUAUGUGCACCUGACCUUCAUGAAGGAGAAGAGAAAUGUUCUUAAACAGAAUCAACUCUCUAACAGGUGGAUGGAAGAAAAUACAAUCUCAGGUGUACACAUCAGUGCUGUAGAUCAGACUUUACAAAGUCAGACUGGACAUCUGGAUCUUUUCCUUCGCUUUCUUCUGGGUCUCUCACUGGAGUCCAAUCAGAAACUCUUAUAUGUUUUAGUAACACAGACAGGAAGUAACCCUCAGAGCACACAGGAAACAGUUCAGUACAUUAAGAAGAAGAUCAGUAGAAAUCCUCCUACAGAGAAAUCCAUCAAUCUGUUCCACUGUCUGAAUGAACUGGGUGAUGAUUCUCUAGUGGAGGAAAUCCAACACUACCUGAAAUCUGGGAAACAAAGUAAACUUUCUUCUUCCCAGCUUUCUGCUCUGGUGUUUGUGUUACUGACAUCAGCACAGGAGCUGGAUGAGUUUGACCAGAGUAAAUAUUUCAGUACAGAUAAGAUAACAGAAGAUGUUGUUCUGAAGAUGAUGCCGGUGAUUACAGCAUCCAGUAAAGCAAUUAUCAGCUGUGAUAAACUUGGAGUAAAAAGUUGGUCACCUCUGUUCUCAGCGCUCAGAUCAGAAACCUCCAACCUGAGAGAACUUCAUCUGACUGUGAAAACACUGUAUCUGUCUGGGAAUAAACUAGGAGACUCAGAAGUGAAGACUCUCUCUGCUGGACUGGAGAAUCCUCACUGUAAAGUGGAGACACUGAGGUUGUAUAGUUGUGAUGUCUCAGAUGAAGACUGUGCUGCUCUGACUUCAGCUCUGAGAUCAAACCCCUCACACCUGAGAGAACUGGAUCUGUCUGAGAAUAAACUAGGAGACUCAGGAGUGAAGAUUCUCUCUGCUGUACUGGAGAAUCCUCACUGUAAACUGGAGACACUGAGUAUCAGCUGUGAUUCACUUGGAGUAAAAAGUUGGUCAUCUCUGGUCUCGGCGCUCAGAUCAGAAACCUCCAAACUGAGAGAACUUCAUCUGACUGUGGAAACACUGGAUCUGUCUGGGAAUAAACUAGGAGACUCAGGAGUGAAGAUUCUCUGUGCUGGACUGGAGAAUCCUCACUGUAAAGUGGAGACACUGGGGUUGUGUGAGUGUGGUGUCUCAGAUGAAGGCUGUGCUGCUCUGACUUCAGCUCUGAGAUCAAACCCCUCACACCUGAGAGAACUGAAUCUGUCCUGUAAUAAACUAGGAGACUCAGUAAAGAAGCUGCUGUCUGAUCUUAAGGAUGAUGAACAUUACAAACUACAGACAGUGAGGUGAGUAAUGACCUGUUAAUAAAAGUUUACCCUCAUUAUCAUUACACAUUGAUACACAUCACAUUUCUCUUCAAUAACUUUCACAUUAUCAGGUUAGAAAAUGUCACUAUAUUCUGUUUAAUCAGGAUUUUUCUAACGAUUCUCUUUAAUGCUGUUUUGUGUUCAGUAAAGUGUGUUGAUGUAAAAUUCAUGUGAAGGCAGAAAACAGGGAUUCAGACAGUCUACAAAAAGUCACCAAUGAGUUGAUGAGAGUGAUUGUUAAUGAACAUUGUGUCUUCUGUCAUUCCUGUAAAAUUCACCUGAGUUUGUUCUUAAAGUCUGCACUUAAAUAUAAAUGUAGAACAAGAUCUAAAUGACACAGUAGUGUUUGUUAUAUAAAAAAGCUCCUGUGAUUGGAUAAGAGCAGUGAUGUGAUGGGUAAAGAUCUGCUCAUUAUCCUGUUAGAACUUGUGGAAGUUCUCAUUUGUUCUAGUUAAAUGUUACAACACAGAUGUUAGUAAGAAUGAAGAAAUGUUGAAUGAUUCAUUAUAAACAGGAGAUGAUGAUGUUUCUGUUGGAGCAGAGAUGAUUACAUGCUGUUGGUCAUGAAGUACCACAGUCCACUUUGUGCUGAUUAAUUCACAUCUUUUUCUUUCAUAUUCAGGUUCUAAUGAAUAUCUGUGUGUGAUGAAGACUCCAGUGUUCCUGCAUUACCAUGAUGGAGAAUAGAGAACAUGUUUAUUAACACAUCACUCAUUUAGUUCUAACACAUUAAACACACACAGAGACGUGAGAAGUGUGUGUUCAUCGUGUACAGUGAAUCAGACUAAACACAAUUCUACACUGAGUUUAUAAUGACCUCUGAUCCCUGGAUAAAAUUCCCUGGACCUCAAUCCCAUAAAAACCUGAGGGAUUAUUUGUAACAGCAGGAGAAAAUCCACAUGAACUCGAGCUGAACUCUGUUCAUUUUACUGUUUGUGUGAUUUAUUAUUUGUUUAUUAUUGUAAUAUGAUUUACACUUUUUACACAUGUACACUUAUAGCUUAUAUUACUGGAUACAUAGGUCACUAACAGGUGGACCACGGUCCGUGUCCAGACCCAGAAGCUGUCCAAUCCGGACUCGGACCUACAGCCAAAACAAAAUGCAAAAAUGUUAUGCUUUAAAACUUGACGCUUUUAUUUAACCUGCACAAUCUUUACAAUAGUGGUAGUGGAAAUGCACCGACCAAUUGCAUGCAAGUCUGUGCAUUACUGCGACUCAACAGCGCAAGACAGGUGAGAGAGAAUUAGAGUAAAGUUACACAUGAAAGUAAGAAAACAAAGGGAGAGAAACAGACGAGUGAGACGGAGAAAGAGAGAAACAGACGAUUGAGACGGAGAAAGGGAGAGAAACAGGCGAGUGAGACGGAGAAAGGGAGAGAAACAGACGAGUGAGACGGAGAAAGGGAGAGAAACAGACGAGUGAGACGGAGAAAGAGAGAGAAACAGACGAGUGAGACUCUGUUCACACUAAACCAGUGUAUCUCAUAUGUACAGAAACUGGGGCACUUAUUAAAAGUGACAAUGUGAAAUGCCUUUAUGAGACAAAACAUAAAGGUUUUGAACAAACAUGUCCACUCAAAUCUGAAGACAGCGUCCCUGAGACAGCUUUCCCAGGUCUGAGGACAGUAGCCCUAUACAUUAUGAUCAUGUUUGGCUCUACAUACAACUGUGAGGCAGCUUUCUCUACAAUGAACAUAAUCCAAUCUAAAUAUGGUUCCAAGGUCACUAAUGUGCACAUCCACAUGUGUAUGAGAGCGGCCCUGACUCCAUUCAAGCCCAGGUUUAACCCUAACACUAACCCAAGCCCAGGUUUAACCCUAACUCUAACCCAAG